GCUGGCUGGCUGCUGCCGCACUGCAUUGUGGGAGUUGUAGGAAGCCAGGUCAUGUGGAACGUCAGGGGAGGAUCAGGGCAGGCGCCGUACAUCGUGGGCUGGCUGCAGAGAAGAGACCGAGUCAGAGAGACUGCACACAGCUGAACUAAAAGUAAAAAAAAAAUGAGCAAUUUACCAGCUAUGCCACGACAUGACCUCCAAGGGUUACCUAGCCUUGUACAAGCAAAGGCCGUGACCUCAUCACCUAAAAAUCGCAAAGACAUGAGACACCAGGUUCCCCUGAUCAGGGACAGGAGUGUCAACGAUCAUCAGUACCCCAAGAAUAUUAAAGAGCUGUCUAAAGAGGAAACAGCUAUCUAUCAGAAUUCGUUCAAGCACAGCAUCUGCAUAGAAAUGCUGCGCCAAGGCUAUCACAAGUCUUUCUCAGAACUCUUCGCUCUGAUCCAGAAGUGGAAUGCCUUGAGGGAUGCUGGAGGGCCUGGGUCAGCCAUAUGGCAACAAAAACCCUUGGAGGAGCAGCACGAGAAACUGAAUCAACUUCAGCACUUCCUGACCAGGGCUGAGGCAGCCCAACGAGCAGGUCACUAUGAAGAAGUCUACAAAAAUCAGUUUGCACUUGCACAGUACUUCAGAAACGAUGGCCACUGGCUUUCAAAUCACUUCUUUGAAUGCUGUUUUCAGACAGCCAAAGAAAUUCACAAUGAUGGUGGAAGAAAAGAGGCUGAAGCACAUGCAAAUCUCGGCAUGGCGGGGGAAGAACACGGUCAGUUGGAGAAAGCUGCUGAGCAUUAUGAGGCAUUCUAUCAUCUAACAGCAAGCCGGUUAUGGAAAGAUGAGACAGGCCGCACUCACAACUCACUGGCCUGUGAGAACCUCUGGAGAAUAUACACACUGCUAUCAGACAAAAUGCUGGAGAACAGACAAUGGCAACAGGCCAUCAAAACUCUAAUAAAAGCACUUGAUAUGGCAAGAGAAGCUCAUGAUAAAAAAUUGGAAGGAGGAGUAGCUUAUAAACUGGGGAUGGCACAUAUUUCAUCUGGAAAUCCCCAGACCGCUAUGAAAUUUCUAUAUACGUAUAUGGAAAUCUCCAAAGAGCUUGGAGAUACUGUUGGCCUUGGAAAAGCAUAUGAAGCAAUGGCAAAGGCUCUGGAAAGCCAAGGAAAAAUAGUGGAAAGCAUCAAAUACUUGGAAAACUUUCUAGAAGUCGCCAGAAGCAGCAAUUUGUGUCAAAGCUUUGUAGAGACGUGUAUUUGCCUUGGAGACAUUUUCAAUGCAAGAGGAAACUAUGAGAAAGCAUGCCACUAUUUUUCUCAAGCCUUUGAGGCAGCAGUCAGUCUCCAAGAAAUACAGCUGAUAGAAGAGGCCCAGGUUCAUUUCGGCAUUGCGAAGGCACACACGAUGAUGCUGGCUGUGAGCAGACAUACAGAAGCUGCAGAUUAUGUCAGCAUGGAGUACCUGCUGGCAUGGAAAAAGAACAGAAGUGACAUGUUCAGUGACCCUGCUAAUGCCGUGCCAAUAGGAUCCUCUGAAGAAGCUGUUGGUGAAACACGUAAUGAUCCAUUGGCGUUGAUUCAGUGACUCUGCAGAUUGGCCCCUACAUAUGGAAGACCACUAUAUAUUUUUACACUCAACUAGUGUUUGAUCUAUUAGCGCAGGUUUCCCUGUAUUAUGUGUUUGCAUUUUCCUUUAUAUAUAGGAGAGAUAUCAUUUUUAUUAGCACACACCCUGCAUGUGUUAUGAUGUUUUUUUAUUUGUCCUAAUAAAAUGUGAGUUUUAUACACCUUUA
Rana temporaria (common frog) is the source of this 1786-nucleotide messenger RNA. RefSeq names its product tetratricopeptide repeat domain 29 (gene TTC29). Bases 163 to 1578 code for a protein of 471 amino acids. NCBI's taxonomy places the organism in Eukaryota, Metazoa, Chordata, Amphibia, Anura, Ranidae. The transcript is spliced from 11 exons. Gene Ontology annotation, molecular function: protein binding. The record is from RefSeq and is a predicted model, not a curated record.